This is a messenger RNA of Pyrus x bretschneideri (Chinese white pear), 502 nucleotides long. Its product is annotated as peamaclein. The coding region runs from base 97 to 363 and encodes 88 amino acids. The record is from RefSeq and is a predicted model, not a curated record. The transcript has 2 exons. Lineage: Eukaryota; Viridiplantae; Streptophyta; Magnoliopsida; Rosales; Rosaceae.
CACAUCUAAAGCACCAUACACUCACAAAAAGGUUUCCAUUGCCCGCCAGAUUUCUAAUCUUUCCAUCUUCAACCUCUCAUCUUCUUCUUGGCAAAAAUGAAGCCCGUCUUUGCAACCUUCAUGCUUGUUUGCCUUGUCCUCAGCUCCUCUUUCUUUGAGGCAUCAAUGGCUGGUUCUCCAUUUUGUGACUCGAAGUGUGGGGUGAGAUGUUCAAAAGCUGGAUACAAGGAAAGGUGCUUGAAGUACUGUGGAAUCUGUUGUGAGAAAUGUCACUGCGUUCCAUCGGGGACUUAUGGGAACAAGGACGAGUGCCCUUGCUAUAGGGACCUCAAAAACUCCAAGGGCAAGGACAAGUGCCCUUAAUUGAUUCAUUUUCUUUUGUGGUCAUUUGUGAUGAUGUUGGUAUGCAUUUGUGCCUGGGAUCGGAGGUACCCUACAAAAUAUUAACGAAAGUCGAUAUUAUUGUAACUUUUAUAUAUUAAUAAAGUGGAGGUUGUACCAA